GCCACAAGAGCAACCUAUUUGUAACCUUUUGUUGUCGAAAUAAAAUAAAAUUCCAUCAUCAAAAUCUUAACUACAGUAUGUCAAUGAGACAUAAAAACGGUACUGGUACUCCUCCUCCUCCUCCUACAGAAUUACCCUCGACUGAAUCAAAGAUGAGAAUGAAUGUUGAGAAAUCCAACGAGAAUAAGAAGAUAUCUUUGAGCUUCCUUAUGGCUUGUUUUAUUGGUAUUAAUUCUGGUUUCUUGAUCGGGUAUAUGACCGGUAUCAUAGGAGGGCUUAUGUUUGGGACAGGAUUCGUGAACCAUUUCUACCCAUCUGAUGAUGCUUUCACCUACAGCGACAUUGUAUUGUACUCCAUGCUCAUGUCUUUCUUUCCUGCAAUUCUCUACAUCUCCGGUUCCAUUGGGAUAGAUAUUAGAAAACGAGAUUUCAGUAGAUUGGAUAUGAGAAGGCAUAUGAUCUUGUCUGGAGCACUCGUCUCCAUGGGUUCAGUGGUCACUAUUUUCAACGCCGUGCCAAUCAUAUUUAUUUUAGGUCCGAAUCUGUUUGCUAUGGGUUUUGGCAUGAUGUAUCAGGGUGCUCAAGUCUAUAUGUCCGAAAUGGGUUUCGCUCAUAAAAAUUACUUAGCUUCCCUAAAUAUUGCCUUUAAAAUGAUGAUCGCCAUUGGUAUCUUUGUGGCCAAUAUUGUGAACUGCUGCACCAACAGUAUCAAAGGUGGGUGGGGCUGGGAAGUUAGCAUAGGAAUUGCUGCAAUCCCUGCUGCUAUCAUCUCUAUCGGGUCUUUCUUACUCCCAGACACUCCAAUGUCCAUGAUUAAGUUAGGUAAGUUUGAUGAUGCAAAACAGUUGCUCCAACGCCUCCAUGGCACCAAUGACGAUGUUUAUAUACUGUUCAAAGAAUUAUUAGCCACUAACGAAGCAUCAAAGUCGGCGAAAGGAUGUGAGAAGCAAAUUAUGUCUCAAACACAGAACACACCCUACCGUGUGAUGGCCAUAGCUCUCUCCUUGUUCCAACAGCUCACAGGAAUGAAUGUAAUUGUUAUGUAUGCUCCCUACCUUUUUCAAGUUAUAGGAUUUCAAGAAAGUGCAGCUCUAACAUACACUGCAAUUAUUGGAGGGGUCAAUGUUGCUGCAACCAUCAUUGGUAUAAUCUCAGCAAGACAAGGUUGCAGAAGGGUUUUCCUCAUAGCCGGAGGAGUUCAAAUAUGUGUUGGUCAGAUCUUGUUGGGGAUUCUGAUAUGGAUAAAAUUAGGAGGUGCAACGGGCCCUUCUGAUGUGUACGACUACUUAAUUAUUUCCACCACCUGUGUUUGUGUUUGAGGAUUUGCAUGGUCAUGGGGUCCAUUAGUCUGGAUAUUUCUCUCUAGUGAUGAUAUGUUACUAUUAUAUCCCUUGGAGGUUCGGUCAUGCGGGCAGGAUUUGUCCUCAAAAGUAUAUUGGAACUUUUCCGGUUUCAUGACUUUGGUAUUCCCCUGCAUGGUCUACCUAUUCAAGUUUUAUGUCUUAUACUUGUUCGCUUUCUUCGGGGUGAUUAUGACUUUUCUUGCCUACUAUUUCAUGCCCGACACAAACCAAAUCCUGGUUGAAGAAGAUGUCUCUAAAGUAUGGAAGCAACAUUGGUUCUGGAGAAGGUACUUUGUUGACCUCGACAGCGAUCUGAUGGUAUGAGUAACCACCUAGCAUACAGUAACCGCACAGUAAUGACUUUCAUCCCUUUAAGUUUCUCUCCUUCACAAUUCUAGCUGCUACAUCAUCAAAAGCUAGCUCAUCCAUCUUUUCAUACUUAGCAGAAAGUGUGUCAUUCUCUGAUUUGACUCAUGUUCUCAAGUCUCCCAUAUUUUGUAAUUUAUGUCAGUUAGGUAGAUGUCAAAAACAAUCAUUUACUUUGUCUACUCAUAUGCCAUCACAUCCUUCAGAGUUGUUUUGUAUGUAUAGGACCUUGCUACAGCUGGGACAAUGGGAGCUUGUCCAGUCUUGGGACACGACGUGGCACAAUCUCAGCGGUAGAGUGGGGAAUGACUCUAGCAUCGAGAUUGGUAAUGGGGUGAAGAGAGGAAUGAUCAAAGGCAUGGAUUUAUUGUCUCAGGAUUGGCCCAUGUUAGGUGUCCUAGUUCUAGAGUUUUCGGUCCGUUUUGUAUGGUUCUCUGGGAUCUAGUUAAGU
This is a messenger RNA of Papaver somniferum (opium poppy), 2160 nucleotides long. Its product is annotated as sugar transport protein MST8-like. The transcript is spliced from 4 exons. Gene Ontology annotation, molecular function: carbohydrate transmembrane transporter activity. The record is from RefSeq and is a predicted model, not a curated record. Gene Ontology annotation, biological process: transmembrane transport. Bases 78 to 1319 code for a protein of 413 amino acids. NCBI's taxonomy places the organism in Eukaryota, Viridiplantae, Streptophyta, Magnoliopsida, Ranunculales, Papaveraceae. Gene Ontology annotation, cellular component: membrane.